AUGGUAACUCUAUACGAAUAUGGAAGGAUAAAUGGCUCCCACAAGAAAAUACCUCUGAGACUUGAAGCUAGAAACCUUGAUUUGGUAGCUCUAGUCUGCUAUAGAAUUUGGCAAAGAAGAAAUGAUCUUAUUUUCAAGAAUAAUUUCCAAGGUCUGAAAGCUCUUAUCAAAUUUGCCAUUUCUGAAAUUGAGGUCCUAUCUAUAAGACAGGGAGAAAAACUAGUAAGGCAAGGACCCGUGAUACCUCAAGCUACUGUGUCUUAUUGGCAACCUCCUCCACCUACUUGGCUUAAGGUAAAUUUUGAUGCUAGUUUUAACAAGUCUGAGUUGGUGAUGGGAAUGGAUAUUAUAGCCCGAGAUUCAAAUGGUGAUCCACAUGUUAUGUUAGCUACACAAAAAGAAUCAGUCUCCUCUGUUUUCUUGGCUAAAGCCUUUGCUUUGUUAAGGGCCUUCACCCUAUGCGCUGAAAUGGGAAUAAUGAGGGCUGAAUUCAAAGGGGAUGCAAAGAUGGUUGUAGAAGCAAUCAAGGACCCUAAUUCAAAUUAUGCAUGGCAUGGACAACUCAUUGAAGAUCUCAAGCAUGUACUAGAGACACAUCCAAGUUGGAAACUGUCCUAUGCCAACAGAGUGAACAACAAAGUAGCGCAUGAACUAGCAAAGUUAGCUCUAUCUAUUGUAAAUGAAACCAUCUGGAGAGAGGAAGGGCCGGAUGUGGUCGCUCCCCUCAUAUCUUGUGAUAGACUUUGUUCCAAUGAAUUAUGA
Molecule: messenger RNA, 762 nt
Organism: Carya illinoinensis
Lineage: Eukaryota; Viridiplantae; Streptophyta; Magnoliopsida; Fagales; Juglandaceae
Exons: 2
Coding region: 1-762 (253 amino acids)
Molecular function (GO): RNA-DNA hybrid ribonuclease activity; nucleic acid binding
Source: RefSeq, a predicted model, not a curated record